AGAGGCAAGAUUUAGAGCUAGGGUUAGGAUUAGGGUUAGGGUUAGUGUUUGAUGUAUCUAAAGAAACAGAGUUUUGGAUUUGGAUUCUGAUGAAAUUGGGGAAAAUCACAUGUUUUCGUGGGUGUCUUUGAUGGAAUAUUGAGAAAGAUGGAAUUUUUUUGAGGUUUGGUUUGAGGAGAAUUGGUAAUUGAUCGAGGAAAUUGGGAGUUUUGAGGUUCGGUUGUUGGUUUUUAUGUGGCAAUGGAUUCGGAGACGAUGAGCCUGAGGAGCUCGUUGGAGGAAAUGCUGGACUCGCUGCGGCGGAGGGGUGAGCAGCCUACGGAUUUGCCGCCGGCGUUGCCCGCCCGGCCGAAUGCAAGAGGUCGCCUCCCGUUGGCGAGGCGGUCACUGCCGGUGGAUUUCAAGAUUGAGUGUAAGACGUCCAAAGGGACGAAGAAGAAGGGAGGGGAAAUAGAAGAUUGGAUUUUAAAGAAUGGCGAGGGAGCGAUCUUCAAGAAUGGCAUUUUUGGACGCAAGAGGAUCAGAGCAGAGAACCAGCCUGAAGAAUCUCCUUAUUUUGAGAUGGCUGAAGGAAAUAGGUUUAAGGGAAGGGAUGAAAAAGUGGAUGACUUGGCUGCGUCCACAUCUUCAGUUGGCCGAUCUGAUGAGAAGAUGAAGAAUGCUGCUGACUAUGUAUUGAAAAAGGAACUCAGAGCCUGGUGUUGGCUUCCAACUGGCAAGUGGGAGUUGGGAAAAGUUCAGUCAAUUUCAGGGAACAAUGCUAGAAUUUUGCUAUCUGAUGCCAAGGUUUUGACAGUGGCUGUAGAAAAUCUGUCACCAGCAAAUCCUGUUAUGCUUGAUAAUGUGGAUGAUCUGAUAAAGCUUAGUUAUCUAAAUGAACCUUCAGUACUUCACAAUCUCAAGCAAAGAUAUUCCCAUGAUAUGAUCUAUACAAAAGCCGGGCGGAUUCUGAUCGCAUUCAAUCCGUUCAAAGACAUACCACUUUAUGGAAAUGAUUAUAUGGUUGCAUAUAAACAAAAAACCUCAGACAGCCCACAUGUCUAUGCUGUAGCAGACACUGCUUUCAGUGAAAUGAUGAGAGUCGGAACUAGUCAGUCAAUUGUUAUCAGUGGCGAGAGUGGCGCUGGAAAAACGGAAACUGCAAAGUUUGCAAUGCAAUAUCUUGUUGCAGUUUGUGGGGGCAGUGAGAUAGAAUGUGAAGUUUUGCAAACAAGUUGUAUUCUUGAAGCAUUUGGGAAUGCAAAAACUUGUAGAAAUGAUAAUUCUAGUCGAUUUGGGAAGCUGAUUGAAUUACAUUUUAAUCCUAGUGGAAGAAUUUGUGGUGCUAAAAUUGAAACAUUUUUGCUUGAGAAGUCAAGGGUUGUUCAGCAAGCAAGAGGGGAAAGAUCAUUUCAUGUUUUCUAUCAACUUUGUGCAGGGGCUCCUCCCCUUCUGAAAGAACAGUUGAAUCUAAAACCUCCCUAUGAGUAUGAGUAUCUCAAACAGAAUGAUUGUUUGACCAUUGAUGGUGUUGAUGAUGCUAAAAGAUUUCAUAAAUUGAUGGAAGCCUUAGAUAUUGUUAAAAUUAGUAAGGAAGACCAAGAGAAGGCAUUUGCAAUGCUUGCAGCUGUUCUAUGGUUGGGUAACAUUGCUUUCACUGUAAUUGACAAUGAAGACCAUGUGGAAAUCAAUAUGAGUGAAGGUACUGCUUUUGUUUGUAUGUAG
Messenger RNA from Dioscorea cayenensis subsp. rotundata (Guinea yam), 1704 nucleotides. Its product is annotated as myosin-2-like. The transcript has 12 exons. Gene Ontology annotation, biological process: actin filament organization; vesicle transport along actin filament. Bases 241 to 1704 code for a protein of 487 amino acids. NCBI's taxonomy places the organism in Eukaryota, Viridiplantae, Streptophyta, Magnoliopsida, Dioscoreales, Dioscoreaceae. The record is from RefSeq and is a predicted model, not a curated record. Gene Ontology annotation, molecular function: actin filament binding; microfilament motor activity; ATP binding. Gene Ontology annotation, cellular component: myosin complex; actin cytoskeleton; vesicle.